Molecule: messenger RNA, 5245 nt
Organism: Actinia tenebrosa (Australian red waratah sea anemone)
Lineage: Eukaryota; Metazoa; Cnidaria; Anthozoa; Actiniaria; Actiniidae
Biological process (GO): IRE1-mediated unfolded protein response; protein phosphorylation; mRNA processing
Cellular component (GO): IRE1-TRAF2-ASK1 complex
Molecular function (GO): RNA endonuclease activity; protein serine/threonine kinase activity; ATP binding
Source: RefSeq, a predicted model, not a curated record
UUCUUGGAAUUGUAAAGUUGUUUGUCUUUCUUAGCUUUGCUCUGCAUUUGUGGUUAAACGAUGUUGAUCGGUUGAAACCGUAAAUUUAACACACUUAACCGUAUCUUUAUCGGUUUUGGCAACAGCUAGACUGUUGAUGAAAGCGAAAUUUAAGAUAUAAAUUAAGUUUUUUUGUCGUCAAAAUGGCGAAAAAUGUUGUGAUUCAAUUAAGGAAAGAGAGACUCUGCAGGCUUCUUGCAGGAAGCAUUGAAUUUAUUCACUAGUUAUAUAGAUACAAAAGCUCAAGAUUUUUCAAGAUUUUCAGUGGUGAACGUUGAACGUCACUUAAGAGCAAUUCCAAGAAGCUUUAAUUAAAGUAUCAUUAAUGUAUGAUAAAUGAUAAACAGACCGCUGUAUUUCAAACGCAUGCAGAAUGCCUGGAACAGGUAGUCAGCAAAAUGCUGAGACUCCCGUGAAAUUCGCUUUGAUUGAAGCUGUUAAAAACCAUGAUGAAAGCGAAGUAAAGAGAUUGAUCGCAGCAAGGGUGGAUGUGAAUGAAGCUGAUUACCAGGGAAAGACCGCUUUGAUACAUGCAGUCCAGAACAAUGUUGACAUUGAAAUCAUUAAAGUUUUAGUUGAGAAUGGUGACGCGACAGUUAAUGCUAAAGACAGUUAUAAUAGAAAUUCUUUAUUCUAUGCUAUAACAAAAUCGAAAGAUACGGCUGAAUAUCUUUUUAAAAAGACAGAUAAACUCAAUAAUUCCAAUGUUUCCCGCAUAUUGAAAUUUUUUCUAGAGAGCCUUUGUACAAAAAGGCACGAUUCUCAUCCAACUAUUGAUGAAGUCGUUCCUCUGCUGGAAGCUAAAGGUCUAACAUCUGAAAUACUUGCUAGUUCAAUAGUGAACAUCCUGUUGUGUAAGAGUCCUCUGCUGUUAACCUCCAUGAUUGAUAAUCAUCGUCCCAGAAAUUCAGAUCACCUAAUGUUUCAUUUGCACGAAAAAAGGAAAUCUCUUUUAGGUGCCUUGAAGGAGGCUUGCGAGUGUAAGUUUAUGGAGAACUAUCCAAAGAAGGAGAGCAUUAAGCAGGUUUUGGAGAUGAUAGGAGGUGAUCAUAAUAGAAGUAUUUCUGAUAUUCUCAAUUCGUUGAAGGAGCAUGACCCCGACCCCAACUUUGCUGAUUCCGAAGACAAUACCGCUUUUCACUAUGCAGCUUGUUUACCAUGGAUGAAAGUUUCUACAGAAAGCAUCAAGGAAACAUGUCUAGAGUUAAAAAGCUUUGGAGUUGCGUGGAACAGAACAAAUCUUCAAGAUCAGACACCACUUUUAAUCUGCUUGUCUGGAAGCAUGGAGCAUCUAAAAGACGACGAUAAGCUAACAGCAAUGAAGGGAUUGGUGGAAGUCUGCAAAUUUCUGGUGACAGGUGCAUCAAGUUUAAAAGAAACGACCCAGGAUGGAGAAUCCGUGUUUCACUUGGUUAUUAAGCUUUUCCAGCAAGGUUUCGAAAUACCCGAGCAAACAAUUAGACAGGGUGUUAUUGAUGAAAUGAUGAAGCUUUUAGAUUGUUUUACACCCCUCAGAGUGAACAAGACGGUUGUUCAGCAAAGAAAUGAUGACCUUAACUCCCCACUUCACCUGUGGGCGUCAUUAGCAUUAACGACGCCAGAUUACACCAGCUGUGUGACUCCAGAAAAAACUUUCAAGCAACUUUUGAAGGUAAUUUUUGACCAUCUCUUAAAUUGUGGAGCAAAGAAUAUUAAUGAUAGAAACAAGAAAGAAGAAACUGCGCUACAUUUUUGCAACACCUGGGGUGCAGUGAAGCUAUUGAUGGAUGUUGGCGCAAAUACAAGUGAUAAAGAUUCGUCGAAGCGUCCACCCCUUCUUGUGGCAGCAAGCAGAAAAACGUUUCUUAGAAAUCCUCCUUAUUUUUAUCCAGAUUUUUAUUUGGAUGUCCAAAGGGAUUCUGAUUCAGAUGUCCAAGAGGAGGCAAAAUUUUUCUUUGCAACUGCUGUUGACAAGAAACUUGAUCCAUGGAAGGUUGACAAAUUCGAUAAGUCUGUUUUGGGAUUUCUUAUCGAAUAUCAAACCUAUGAUCUAUCCAAAGCCUUAGUUGAGGUUGCUUGCUUAGUUGAGGAGAAUUCGCAAGACACAUCUGAAAGAAUCUUAGUUUCGCUGUUAAAUGCUAUUUGCAAAGAUGAAUCCCUGCAUACACGUUGGAAAGUUGAACUUGCGAAAACUGUUCUGUCGUGCGCAAAGGAAAAGAAAAUUAAUGUAGUUAAUGAACCUUUUGACUUUUGCUGUAAAACUAUGAUAUCACUAUUGGUUGCUAUGGAAGAGAAUCAGCAACCUGCUUUCAAUGACGAAACAUCUAUCCAUUGCUGCGUUGCUCAAUUGCUUCGUUCACAUGGAGCUGAAUUAUCAGGUGAAUCCUAUGAAACGCUAAGAGCGAUAUGUCCGGAAAUCGACCAAAUUCUGGAAAAUACCCCAGUCCAAGAACUUGUUCCUUGGACGUCUACAUCAAAAGAACACAAAAAUGUGCUCCACAGAGUUGCCAGGCGACAAGAAUGCAAGGAAAUUGGUAGAACGAUUUGUUGCCAGGCUUCUGCGGGGUCUUUUGGUAACACUGAUCUUUUUGUAGGAAUCAAUAUAACGAGUGGCAAAGAAGUGGCCAUUAAGCGCAUAAAAAAAACACAAUGCAAACCAAAUUUGAAGAAACUUUAUGCUCAAUUAGACUGUGAACAAGUCAUUCGUUAUUUUCUUCACUUAGAUGAAAUCGACCAUGUUUACUUUGUUUUUGAGUUGAUGGAGGGUAACCUCGAUGCAUACCUUGAUGUCGAUGCCUUAGUUAAACUCGAUGAAAGGACAAGUCUUUGUGGAGAUAUAGUUAAGGGGUUGAAGUAUUUGCACGAGCACGAAAUCCCCCAUUUUCAUGACCAUCUCAAACCAACAAGCAUUUUCUAUAAAACACAUCCUAAACUAUGCUUGAAAAUAACGGACUUUGAUCAUAGCCAGCCCGCUGACGGAACAUCGAAUACUUAUGUUUGGUCAUCACCAGAAGUGUUAAAGAAACUCGAAAAUCCCUCUGAGUUUUCUGACAUGUUUUCUUGUGGGUUGCUCCUGCAUUACAUCUUGUCAAAAGGAAAGCAUCCCUUUUGUCCAGAUAGUUCUACAAGUACAUCGCACAUCGUUUCCAAAACAGAACUUAACAUAAAAGACAAUAACAGUAAAGUUGAAGACUCUCUUUCUCCAGAAGGCACUCACCUUGUCAAAAACAUGCUUGGUGAUAAAGUAGAUCGAAAAUCUGCAGCUGAAGCAUUGGAUCAUCCGUUGUUUUGGCCAAAAACGAAAAAGGUGGAUCUUCUCACUGCUGUUGGCAAUCAACCAGAAUUUGAAUAUCCUCGCGCAGGAAGAUUAGUUGUUUUGUCUGCUGUUGAGACUGAGUUGGAAGCACGGUUUGGUACCAUAGUGAAGCAUGUGGAAUGGAACGACCCAGGUAAUGUACAUAUGCCUGAUAUUUACAAGGAAAUGGGUAAAAUGCGUAAAAAGAGAAAGUAUGAUACUCACUCUGUCGUAGAGUUGGUGCGCUUCAUACGAAAUGCUAAAGCACACGUCUCUGAAAGUACACGACCAACAUCAAUCAGAAAACUGCUGCUGGAAGACUUUGUGUUCUUGGAAUAUUUUCCAAAUCUUGUGAUGGAGGUUUACAAGGCUGUAACCACUCAUGGAUGGGAUCAGACGAGAGAAGAGAUUAAGUAUGCGUUGAAGAAAUAACAAGAUUCGCGAACUCAUUCCAAAGUUAAUGUCGCCGUCAUCCUCUACAGUCCUACUGUACAAUUGUUAUGAGAGAGAAAAUUAAUGUUUUUACAGACUAAGCUAGACAUCAGUUUUCUAAUGACUAUUUCUUAUCGUAUGAAAACAAGAUAAAGAACGAUCAAUUAGUUAUUGAAAAUAUCGAUAUAAGAUUUCAGUAAGGCUACCAUCACGCACAAGUUUAGAUGAUGGUAUGCUUUGAAUUCACAAGUAAACCAUUUAGCUCCUCCCAUUAGCAUGUACACCUAUGGUUACACCCUAAACACUCUUUACCCCUUUGCUUAGUUAUUUUGGCACUAUUCUUUUAAAUCUUAUGAUAUAAUUAUUCCUCGUAGACCUUUCUAUACAUUUACCAUAUAAUCAUAAAUUAUCUUUAGUUUAAGUUAUGUUUAGUUCUAUGAUUUUCACUCGUAUUAUUCUUAAUAAGAUAUCACACUUAGGAAUUUACUAUUUCCAUCAGCCAAUCAAGACACAGCGAUGAUAUCAUAUUGAUUGUAGAAUGACACCUGUCAUGAAGUUAUUAUAAAUAGAGCUCAUGUAAUUAGUUUAAGUCAGAAGAAGAGUAUAGAGUGAAGAGAAAGUAGAAUAAAGAUCCCGUAGCUCGAACCGAGAGCGGUCCAUCCCAUAACACAAUAUCAAAGUCCCUCUUUUUAGCAUGGUGGUCCUUGUUAUUAUAGUCACAUAUAUACCUUAUAAAUUUUAUCAAACCUUGAAACUGAUCAAAGUCAGUGCUUGAACUGGAGUCUGAAGAACUGGAGUCAGAGAAUUUGAGUGAGAGAUUGAAUUGGAAUUUAGUUUGUAAGGUUUUGCGGAGAGAGGAAAACCGGAGAGCCUAGGAGAAAAACCGGCUCGAAUCAAGGAAGAGACCUACCGUUACAAACUUGAGCCUUAACAAAUUUCAGGAAUCAAACCCGAGACUCCAAGAAGUGAGAGGCAAGUGCACUACUGCUGCGCCACCCUUGAUUAUAACAUAUUAUUAUAUAAUUAGGAUAGUAUGCGCGCGCUGAUUGGUCGAAAACUGUGCGUUAUUAGUGAACGGAGCACAGUGCUGACGACAUCCGCGCGCGCGAGGUUCUGCUAGAUCCUGCGACCUUCUUUCUUUUUAUGUAAAUUAAUUCAAUACCGAAAUGAAAUUAGUAGCCAUAUAAUGAAACAAAUAAAACAACUUUCUCCGUUCAUAAAUAAAGCACUUAGGAAGCGCCGUAAGCACUCAAGAAGUGUGAGAAGCACUCGCCUACGGCUCGUUAUUCUUCUUACCCUUCUUUCGUGCUUACGUCACUUCCUGCGUGCUUUAUUACUGAUCGGAACAGGGCACGGAAAAAGCUGUUUUAUUUGUUAAACAUUAGAAACAUAAAUAUAUUAAUUGGUAAUUAAGUUUUCUUCACAAUCACGAACAUCGUGUCUUGUCUAUUUAGUAACCGUCCUCGAAUGGAAGACGAUUAAAAGGACAUUAUUCAGCUA